This is a messenger RNA of Paramuricea clavata, 5888 nucleotides long. NCBI's taxonomy places the organism in Eukaryota, Metazoa, Cnidaria, Anthozoa, Malacalcyonacea, Plexauridae. The record is from the annotation of a GenBank genome assembly.
AUGAACAAAGUGGAGGUAUCAGUCAUGAAUUCUGCUCGUAUUCUGUUUCUCCAUCUGUUACUGUUAUACACAAAGACCUGUAGUUCUUUACAUUCAAGUGCGUUGUUCAAAUUGUCCAUGUCAGGUAAGUGCUGUAAUGAAAUUAAAAUUUGGAAAGAAACCAAAAGUCGGUCUCACUACAGUAAGAUUUCUUUUUCAUAUCAGGGAAUGUUACACAACUAAAAAGAAGGAAAGUGUUUUAUGAAAAUACCACCAAAAAUUUCAACUUUAUCUGAAACAAAAAUAUGCGAUUAAUCUCAAAUUAUUAGGGAGCAAAUCAAUCCUGUGGUUUUCAGGUUCCAAAAGCGUGCUACUGUUUUACUGCUUUCGUAUCGGUUAGAAUGAGUCGAUAAACCUUUCAUCGACUGCUAUUUGAGGGACCAGGGCAUGCCCCCCUCUUCCCUUUGCAAUGGAAAGAUCCCAUAACUAAACCAACUUUAUUUAUACUGGGUAACCCUAUGAUGUUCCAAAAAAUGCUGUUCCAUACAGUUUUAUCAGUCUUAAAAAAUAAUGUUCCAUACAGUUUUAUGAGUUUUAAAAAAUGAUGUUCCAGCUUGCAUCUGCCAAGAGUUAGAACAGAAAUCGGGCGAAGAAAUCUUUUUACUAUGAUGGAGAUAAGGUUUUUAAUCCGUUAUGUCACAGUCUGUCCUAGAUACUUUUAAUCUUUCAAUGGAUUUUAACUUAAGUAAGAUAUUAUAAUCAUAUCAUAGUUAAUAGUCUGAAAGUAGUGUAGUUUUAUAACAUAAUUGAUAGAUUGUACUGUAGAGCGUAUUGUAGUUAUAUAGGGCUCUCGUUGAUAACAGACCACUAGUUGUGGUCUGAUGAGACCACCCUAUCGGAAUAAAAGUUUUAUCUAUAUAUCUCUCUAUGUAUAAUAGAACACAGAGAAAAUCAUGCGGUGUUUAGCUCAGUCGAGCAGAAUUUACUCUUCUCAUCUUACACGAUCGAGGUGUAUAUAUAGCCUACAACUAUAAGUGCGUUCUGCCGAAUUAUAUUUGCGUCUCUGAUAUUUUUCUUUAAAUUUUCUCCAGGUCACCGUCUAUGCGAUCAUGUAAUCAGUGAACACAACACGCUGAAUUUCUUAGAAUGUUCUCUGUACUGUCUCAGAAAACCUUCUCACUGUAAAUCAAUCAAUUACAAAGCGAGAAAACAUCAACAUCCUUCUAACAACUGCCAGCUCAACAACGCCACGAAAACAACGCAUCCUCAGAAUUUGCUGCCUGAUAAAAACUAUGAUUAUUAUCAACCGCUCAUGGAAAAGGUAUUUUUUAUAUAGAUUUUCUAUGAACAACGAACAUGCAACAAGUAUUACUUUGACUAUUAAGCAUGCCAUAAACGUUUAUGUUUUUUUAACAGUAAACGAAACUGUACAGUAGCUAUUUAAGAGCGUUAUAUUUAUUGGUAUAACAUAACAUUUUCAAAACUAAUUAAAUUUGUUUUCAAUUGCAGAUAAUAGAAAAAAAUAGAAAAAGUAUAGAACAACAAGAACAAGUAGAAGGACCUGUAAAUUAUGGUAAGAUGACUUGAAACAAAUUUAUGUUUACAAACAGGGGAAUCGUUUAAGCUAAAGGUGGCUCUCUAUACAAUUUAAAAAUAGGAGAAAACCAUGAAUUAGAAAUUUUGUAGAAUUCUGUAGAAUUUUAUUUAUAAUUGGUCAGAUAGUUUAUUGUACUACAAGAAAAUGUUUUCCGAGUCAAAAAAUGGGGGCAACCAGGCGUUUUUUUAUGUAGAGUGCGUUAAGAGCCAAAAUAUUUGCCAUCUUGAUUAGCAAAAAGUUGUGCUUAGAUUAGCAAACUCGGAUUUAUUAAUUUACUUUUUCUCAGCAAAAAGUUGUGAUGACCUGUACAAAUCAGGCAAGACAACUACCGGAAUGUACACAAUCGACCCGGAUGGCCUGGGAGCUUUUCCUGUUCGUUGUGAUAUGGAAACCACUUCAGGGCGGGGCUGGACUAUAUUCCAAAGACGUGUGGAUGGUUCUGAGGAUUUUUACAGAGGCUGGACUGACUACAAAACUGGAUUUGGCAAUUUGUCUGGUGAAUUUUGGCUUGGUCUGGAUAAGAUUCAUCGCCUCUCAGCCAGUGGGCAGAAUGUACUGAGGGUUGAUCUCGAAAGUUUUGAAAACGAGACAGCUUAUGCAGUUUAUGAAUCAUUUUCUGUCGGGAAUGAAAGCGAAGCUUACAUUUUGAAUGUUGGUAACUACUCAGGUAAGUAAUAAUAAUUAUUAUAUAGACAGCUACCAGAUAUAAGCUAUUCUGCAAUCUGAUUGGCUCUCUACUAGCAGGCAGGAUAUUAGCUCGUAUCUUGAUACACACGCAAAAAUCUCACAUCUUGUAACAAGUCUGCCAACAAGCCGUCAACAAGAUGUAUUUGCACUGCUUGUCACAAGUUGUCAACAGGUUUGGAACAACUUGUUGACAACUUGUAACAACCUUGUCGAAAUUAUCAGACUUGUAAUUGCAAGGUUGUUCUGACAAGUUCGUUACAUGCUUGGUAUAACAAGAUUGUUACAACCUUGUGUUGACAACCUUGUAACAUUCUUGUUAUAUCAUGGCUGUAACAAACUUGUUAGCACAGUCUUGUAACAAGGCUGAUGGUGCCAUCAAGCAAACUCAAUAAACAACUAGAGGGCACUCAGAGACUGCAUACCUCCGCCCGUUACUCGGAAGUGAAAGGCAACCUUGGAAUUUCCUAAGAAAUCCACUUUACAAUUCUUAAGCAUAAAAGAUUUCAGGCCCCCGCGAAUUGAAAUCGAAUUGCUAAUAGAACAUAUUACUGUUGUUGUACUGUACAGUACUUGUAAAAUAAAAACUUUCACAGUUGUGCUAUUUUAAAUUCCCAGGCAGCUAAAAUCUUUUGUCUUUAAAACAAUGUCGAUUUCUUGGGAAAUUCCGAGGUUGCGUUCUUUUUAUACACCCUGUAUUGAAGUAAUCUAAUGUUGUUAGAAUUUGAAUGGACUGGCACUUUGCUGAACGUAAUAAUGCGUAACUCCGUAAGCCUUGUUUUGGACAUUGAAUUUCGGUCGCGUGAAAUGCAACUAAGACAAUAGAUAAUGAAGGCCGAAGCUUAAUGAGGUUUAUCAUCUCAUUAUUGUCUUAGCACUGAGUGCAUAAAUUAUACACGUCCUAAUUACGCAUUCAGUAAUAUUUUUUGUUAAUUGACCGGGAAAAGCAAGACAAAAUUUUGUUCAUUUCUUGUUCAAUUUUUAACCAAAUUCAACCAAAUUUUAAUCAGUUCUUCCUUAGCCGAUUGGAAAUGCAUUCAAAAAAUUUCGUACGGAUAUGUUUGGUAUUUCUUGAGUUAUCGUGCUCACAGACAAACACACACACAUACACACACACACACAUACACACACACACACAUACAAACCCAGAUGAUUACAUAACCUCCUGGCGGAGGUAAAAACCCAGAUGAUUACAUAACCUCCUGGCGGAGGUAAUAAAAAAUGUAAAGUUACUUUCGGAAGCUUAAGGUGCCUCAAUACAGUUUUUGAAAAUGGAAAAUUUGCGACUUAGAUGCGUAUUUUUGGACAAGUGUUACUUGUUGAAAAGACAAGGGCAGAUUUCGUGCUCGACCAAUCAGCGCAUCUGUUUACAUUUUCGCUCUCAGCUAAUCAUAAUGCAAGAAACGCGAAAUUUACACCAAGGCGAACUAGAAAAUAUUGCCGUUUUCUCGGGCUUCCGUGACAUUCAAUUUUAACUUUUUUAAUUUAAAACCAAAAGAUUAUGAUAUAGCACAUUAAUAUCGACCUAGAACGGAAAAUAUCCAUGUUUGAAAUUUUUCCCUAUGUCGCGUAUACAAAUUUGAGUAAUCUAAGGCCCGUUUCAGACGCCGUACUCUUCAUGUGCCGAACUUAAUUGUAUUAGAUGCGACACAAGAACGGCAGUGAUUCAAUCGGCGUACCAAAUACAAUGUUAUUGACAAGGUCCGGGGCGCAUUCGCCAGCGAAGCCUAAAUAAAAUUCAAAAUAAAUAAGUUUCUUUUUAGACUAAAGUUGAGUUAAGUUUGGCACAUGAAUGGAGCGGCGUAUGAAUCAAUGUCGCUCCAACGUCGCAUAAUGCGGCAAGCUCUGCCGAACUUGUGUCGAACUUUUGCCGCUCCAAAUUCUGCCGUACUUGAUUGAUUCAUACGUCGCUCUUCUGCCGUACCUAAUUCAUGAAUUAAGUUCGGCACAUGAGAAGUACGCCGUCUGAAACGGGCCUAAUUUGACUGCAAUAAAACUAAAAAAUGCUAUAUUUUCUCUGCUUUUAGUUUUUGCUGCAAAACUCUUUUUCGCUCUUGUUGCAAAUUGUUUUGGUCAAUGUUUUAUUUCAAAACCUAGACGAUAACGCGUUUAUAGCGCCUGAUUUAAAAAAAUAUCUGAGUCGCAUGCUCACGAUCAUACAGGAAAUCAAUACAAAAAUAUUGUCCGACCGAUUUUGCAGAAAAUCAGUCUCUCGAUCUAGGUUAUCUUCUAGGUUAUGAAAUAAUACAUUGACCAAAACGAUUUUCAACAAGAGCGGAAAAGAGUUUUCCAACAAAAAACGUAAAGCAGAGAAAUGUAGAAAUUUUUAGGUUUAUUGCAGUCAAAUUAGAUUACUCAAAUUUGUAUACGCGUCGACAUAGUGAAAAAUUUCAAACAUGGAUAUGUUCCGUUCUAGGUCGAUUGUAAUGUGCUAUAUGAUAUAUCAUAAUCGUUUGGUUUUAAAUUAGAAAAGUUAAAAUUGAAUGUCACGGAAGCCCGAGAAGACGGCAAUAUUUUCUACUUCGCCUGUUGGUGUAAAUUUCGCGUUUCCUGCAUUAUGAUUAGCUGAGAGCGAAAAUGUAAACAGAUGCGUUGAUUGGUCGAGCACGACAUCUGCCCUUGUUUGUUCAAAAACAAAAAGCACCUAUCUUAUGUAAAACAACAUCCAAAGAGUUUGAAUUUUUGAACAAAAGUUACGCAACUGCCGUUGCUAUGGCAACAAUGGCGUUUCAAUAUGGCGGAUAUUUUGGCUUUAAAGCAAUUUAACUCGAAAACGACAUAGGGGAGCCCCAAAUUUUAUGUCAUAAAAUGGUUUGUCUUAAUUUAUUGAAUUACGUUGGCAAAUGAAAAAAUAUUCUGUGGAGCCGAAAUUUUUUAAAUUACGUGAAGAUGAUUGUUCAUAAUAAUUUUUUUUGGCUCCACAGAAUUUUUUUUUAAUUGUCAAAAUAAUUGAUUAUACUAAGGAAAAUAAUUUUUAAAUAAAAUUUGGGGUCACCGAUGUCGUUUACCGAGUUAAAUUACUUUAAAGCCAAAAUAUCUGCCAUCUUGAAACGUCAUUGUUGCCAUAGCAACAGCUGUUGCGUAACUUUUGUGCAAAAAUUCAAACUCUUUAGAUGUUGUUUUAUGGAAGUAAGGUACUUUUUGUUUGUCAACAAGUAAUUAUAUUGUCCGAAAAUACCCAUCUAAAUCGUGAAUUUUCCUUUUUUUUAAAAUUAGAUUGAGCCACCUUAAAGGAAAUAACACUGAAACUUUAGUAAAAGUAAAACCCAUCCGGGCCUACCUAGCUACACGUGACAUACAUUCGGUGACUUGAUUGGCUAAAAUAUUUAUGAAUUAUUGAGUUUGUGACUUCUUGCUGAAUAUUUACUUCACAGGGACAGCAGGAGAUUCGUUACGACUAAACAAUGGCAUGAAAUUCACCACUAUAGACGUCGACAAUGAUGUGAAUGGGAAUAAUAACUGCGCUACAAACAAAAAAAGUGGAUGGUGGUUUGAGGGAUCUCAGAAAUGUUCGUAUGCAGACUUGAAUGGUAAAUAUCUCGGAGGUGCUCACAACCAAGGAAUGAAAGGCGUUUUCUGGUUUGGCUUUACAGGAGAAAAUUAUUCUUUAAAGAGCAGUGAAAUGAAA